This is a messenger RNA of Zychaea mexicana, 291 nucleotides long. RefSeq lists its product as uncharacterized. The transcript has a single exon. Lineage: Eukaryota; Fungi; Mucoromycota; Mucoromycetes; Mucorales; Lichtheimiaceae. The record is from RefSeq and is a predicted model, not a curated record. The annotation marks the transcript as partial.
CUCUCAGCGGUUCAGGUCGUAGCUUGGCACGAACGGUAUUCCACCAAUGCUGUCAAGUACCUAUGUUAUUCUUUGAAUUCUGCAAUAAAUCAGUUAGACCGUUUCCUUGACAAUUUCCCCCACAAAGUCAUCGAUGAUGUCUCGCUGCAUCAGCAACUAAACCUUUCCGUCCUGGGACAAGUGACAGCUCUAAAUACUUUGUUGUUAUCUAAAGUAUGGCCUGUGUUAAGAGCCGUGCCUACCACUAAAAAGUCUCUUUCUUCUCUUAAAACCAUUAGUGUAUCGUCCAUA